Molecule: messenger RNA, 2830 nt
Organism: Castor canadensis (American beaver)
Lineage: Eukaryota; Metazoa; Chordata; Mammalia; Rodentia; Castoridae
Gene: Trmt10b
Product: tRNA methyltransferase 10B
Biological process (GO): tRNA N1-guanine methylation
Cellular component (GO): nucleus; nucleoplasm
Molecular function (GO): tRNA binding
Source: RefSeq, a predicted model, not a curated record
UGCCAGAUCGCGCUGCUGCGGCUGCGCAAGGCGGAGGGAACAGAGAGUCGGAGGGAACAGGUUCAUCAGAUCGGUGCUUCAUGCUGCCCAACCUCACCUUUGCUGUCUGAGGAUCCCUAGGUGGCAACCCAUUUUGUGCCAGGCCUUACGCUGAUCACCAAAGACACAAAGAUGAAAGGGAGGUGGUUCCUGCCGUCAGGAGUGCCCAGUCUGCCCUAUAAGAGACUCUGAGUAGUGCUAUAUUUCCUCCAAAGAGACAUAGGCAUCCAUUGCCUCCCAUUCACUCCCCAACAGGGUUGGUCACAUAGGAAAAGCUGCAGGAAUAUUGACUGACUAAAUGAAGGAUCAAACACAGAAGACUAAGCCCAUGAACUGGGAACUGGAAGGGGUCGGUCAGGGAACAGAGUCACCAGUGCCGCUGGAGCAAGAAGGUGUCAUAGAGGACAGAAGUGAAGAUGGACUCUCUGAAAGCUUCCAGCUUCUGCAGAUGGAUGUGGAAUAUGAGCGCCAAGAGGGAGAGACACUCCCCAUAGACAGUGAGACAUGGUGCUCGAAAAAUGUCCAGAGAAAACAGAGACACUGGCAAAAGAUAAUUGCAGCAAAGAAGUGCAAAAGAAAGCAAGAAAAAGAAAGAAGAAAAGCCAAUCGUGCAGAAAAUCCAGGUAUCCGCCCCCAGCAUAGCAAACGUUUUCUGAAAGCCUUAACCAAAGAGAAACUUUCGGAGGCCAAACACUCAGGACCAAGACUGUGUAUCGAUUUGAGUAUGACCCACCACAUGUCAAAGAAGGAAUUGAGUAGACUGGCUGGACAGAUCCGAAGGUUGUAUGGUUCAAACAAAAAAGCUGACAAGCCCUUUUGGAUCUGCCUCACUGGAUUCACAACUGACAGUCCCCUCUAUGAAGAAUGUUUGAGGAUGAAUGAUGGAUUCUCUACUUACGUGCUAGACAUGACAGAAGAAGACUGCUUUAGUUUAUUUCCUCUGGAAACCCUUGUGUACCUGACUCCUGAUUCAGAACAUGCUCUCGAAGAUAUUGAUCUAAACAAAGUUUACAUCCUUGGUGGACUUGUGGAUGAAAGCAUUCAGAAAAAGGUGACAUUUCAGAAGGCCCAGGCAUACUCUGUCAAGACAGCCCGCUUGCCAAUCCAAGAAUACAUGGUCAGGUGCCAAAAUGGGAAAAACUUCCACUCAGAGAUAUUAGCUAUCAAUCAAGGAUCCAGUGCCAGGAGCAUGUUAGCUGGCUUGCUCCCUCUCACAGAGAGCCCUUUGGAAAUAUGUUCCUUUGUGUUGCAGCAUUGCCCAUUCACAGGCCUCUGUCAGUGCAAGUAUUUGAUAUCCUGUCUACCUACUUUGAGACUCAUAACUGGCCUGAAGCACUGAAGAAAGGAGUUUCUUCGGGAAAAGGUUAUGUUCUUCGGAAUUCAGUGGAGUGAUAGCCAGCCCAAGAUUGCAGCUGCAUGAUACAAAGUGCUGGCGGUCUCUUGACCAAAGAACAGGGCAAAGGGUGGCAGUGGCACACACUUGCCUUUCGUUGACAUUUUGGGUCUUCAUAGUAUUAGCUAUCAAUGACAGGAACCACAUUUUAUGCUUUUGUAUCACCCACCGUGCCUGGUUCACAGGAAGUGCCCCAAGAAAUGUUACUACAAAAAAAAAAAAGUUUACCUAACAAAGAAAUUAGCCCUAAAAUUACAAGGCUUUGAAUAUGUUCAUUCAUCUUUUGUACAUCUAUUUCUAUUUGUGAAAGAACUACUUUUAGAGAUUAAAUAAUUGAUAUAUCAGGAACUUAACUUUCACUAAUCUGGCAUAAAAUUGUAUCUUUCUCCAGCCUAUUUGAACAUGCUGAUUUUUUCCCCCAGCUCAGAAAUAUGCUGCACAUAACCUUUGCAGUAUCAGCCAAGCCUGGCCUGGCCUUCUUUUAGCCUCCAGAGCACUUUGUUUCCUCCUGUGGCUCUCACCCUGUUCUCCUUCUUCUAGUUAUGGACAUGGAGGGCUUCUCUCUUCCAAUUUGUGAAUAACUUCAUAUCUUUCUGAGCCUCAUACAAACUUGGGUCAUUCUACACAUAAUUAACAGACCAAAUUGAAAAGCAAAAAUAUAGUACUGAUAAAUCUAAGUUGAAAACAGAAAGUAUGCUCCAAUCUGAAAUUCAGUCGUGUUAGAUAAUUGACUUCUUAUUACACAAAUUUAUCUCCUUGUGUCCUUCAGUUAUUCUUGCCAGUUGCUGAUUAAGCUGAAAGCAAAUUCAGAAAAUGUAUUCUAUAUGUCAAAGAAACCAAAAGGUUACUUCUUUGCUCUACUCCAUCCCCUUUACCAUUUAAAUCCUUGGUAACUGACCACUUGAUAAAUUGUUAUCAGUGUGUUUUUAUUAGUAAGAUACCAGGCCACAGAAAACAUCUUUACAAGCACAUAGUGCUUUUUGGUCACUAUCAACAUGUUGAAUGAAGGAGAUAGUCUCAUCUAACAUGGAUUAUCUACAGGUAGGCCAUCAUUCAUAGGAGAUCCAUCAUUCAUAAGAGAUCUGUGACCCAGAACCACUGAACUUUUAUCAUCUGCCAAUCUUCAUGUUUACUAGUAAACACUUUGCUUAAUACAGCAGAUCACCCAACUCAAACCUAAGCCUCUCCCACUUAUCCAAAACCAUGAGGAGGUGUUUUUUUGUUAGGCUUCUGGUUCCCAGCUAUGUCAAGAUGAAACUGUUCCCUUUGCCUAGAAUGUCCCCCCUUGAAUCCUUCAAUGGAUUCAGAAAUCCUCAUAUUGUUAUUUACAUAAAAUUUUAAAAACUGAGUAUUCCAUAUAACCCUCUAAUAUGAAAAUGAAAUACUCUGGAACUACUG